Molecule: messenger RNA, 1578 nt
Organism: Psylliodes chrysocephalus
Lineage: Eukaryota; Metazoa; Arthropoda; Insecta; Coleoptera; Chrysomelidae
Source: the annotation of a GenBank genome assembly
AGAGAAAUGAUGAAAUGGUGGGGACAAUAUGUAGAAUCCCAAGGCGAUAUGGUAUCCGCUUUAAAGAUAUACUCAAACGCAGGUGAUAUUUACUCACAAGUCCGAGUUCUGUGUUUCUUAGGAAAGGAAUCCAUUGCAGCUGAUCUAGCAAGGAGUAACACAGAUAAAGCUGCGUUCUAUCACAUGGCUCGAUAUUACGAGACCGUGGGAAACUUCGAAGAAGCCAUCAACAUGUUUACGAAAGCCACAGCAUAUUGCAACGCAGUCAGAUUGUGCAAAGAAAAUAACAUGGUGGAAGAAUUAUGGAAUCUUAGCAUCGUAGUUUCUGGUAAAGACAAAAUCCAGAUUGCUAAAUAUUUCGAAGAACAAGGCGAUUUGGAAAAGUCUGCUAUAUUGUAUCAUCGAGGUGGAAUGUUGCAUAAAGCUAUUGAUUUGGCAUUUAAAACUCAACAGUACGAUAUUCUUCAGGAGAUAGCAUCAGAAUUAAAUGCCACUUCGGAUCCUGCUUUGGUACAAAGCUGUGCUGAAUAUUUUAUUGAUAACGAACAAUUUGAUAAAGCAGUGGAUCUAUUAGCAAUUGUUAAAAAGUAUACAGAAGCAAUCGACUUAUGUGUAAAACAUAAUGUUCAAUUAACCGAAGAUUUAGCAGAAAAAUUGACGCCUUCUAAUGAAUUAGUAGAUGAAGAAACUAGAGUGAGAGUUUUGGAAUCUUUAGCUGAAAGUUUGAUGGUCCAGGGAGAUUACCAUUUGGCUACGAAGAAAUUCACUCAAGCUGGAGAUAAAAUUCGCGCUAUGAAGGCCUUAUUGAAAUCUGGAGAUACCGAAAAGAUUACAUUCUUUGCUAGUGUUUCAAGACAGAGAGAAAUUUACAUUAUGGCUGCCAAUUAUCUACAAUCAGCAGAUUGGCAAAAUCAUCCAGAAGUUCUUCGAAAUAUAAUUACGUUUUAUUCAAAAGCAAAAGCGUUGGAUUUAUUAGCAAAUUUCUACGUGGCUUGUGCUCAGGUGGAAAUUGAUGAAUUUCAAAAUUACGAAAAAGGUUUCGGCGCUCUUACCGAAGCUUCGAGAUGUUUACAAAAAAUUACCGAACCACGAGAUCCAAAACAAAUACAAAGGGCAUCGGAAAUCGUACAACAAAGAUUAUCUUUGGUCAAACGGUUCGUGGAUAUUAGAAAACUCUUUGAGAGAGGCGAUGGUCAAACAGCUAUAACACAGUCUCAACAGCUUCUCAUGACCAACGGCAACGACUUAGAGGUAGCAGUACGUCGAGGUGAUAUUUAUUCGAUAAUGAUUCAGUAUCAAGUGAAAACAAAAAACUUUUCCGAAGCCAAGCAAUUAUUUUUGGAACUGAGACAAGUUUUGGAACGAAGUAAUAAUACUCCAAUUACGUAUUAUCUUAGUAAAGAAGUUAUUCAAGCCUUAGCAGAUGGUCUCGGAGUGCCUAUCAAUCAUCUUGUUCCCAAGUCAUCGAAAGUACCAGUGAGUGAACAAGAUAACGAAGAAGAUGUAGAAGAAGUUGCUGAAGAAUAUGCGAGAUAAAUGUAAUAAUUUUAGUUAUUCUAUAAUUAAAUUGAAUCUAAG